Molecule: messenger RNA, 438 nt
Organism: Cylicostephanus goldi
Lineage: Eukaryota; Metazoa; Nematoda; Chromadorea; Rhabditida; Strongylidae
Source: the annotation of a GenBank genome assembly
AUGGUCGGCAAGGACAAAGGGAAGCAAGGGACUGUCAUGUCAAUCUCCCGUGACACCAAUGAGGUUCUGGUUGAAGGAAUGCACUGUAAACUUGAGGUUGAAGUAGAAGGAGUGAAGAAGUUGGGAAUAGAUGAGACUCUAAGGUGGAAAGAGCAGCCCUUGAGAGUGGACAAAGAACAGGUGAAGCUAGUGGAUCCCAAUGAUAAUGAACCUUGUGAAGCGAAGUAUGUCAUGGGUUUUCUUUAUGUCCACCAAAUUCCACCAAGCAUCUCUUCUUUUUCUAGAUGGACUCUAAACACCGCUGGCGACGAGUAUAUAAGAAUUUCCGAACGAUCAGAACGCACCUACGUUCCAAAAUUAGCAUCAUUCGAAGAAGAAAUAGCAGCUGAGAUGGGCAUCAAAGAUUUCAAACCUCCUAAACCAACGUACUGGUACUGA